AUGUCUGCCCCUAUCAUCCAUCUUCGCGCCGAGACCAAGUGGUUGGAGCACCGCAGUGCCCUCACCCCGAGCACGACCCGAGCCCUCAUCAAGGCUGGAUACGAGAUUCACGUCGAGAAGAACCCCCAGCAGAAGGAGUACCAAAGGUUCUUCCGCGACGAGGAGUUCGAGGAGGCGGGCGCUAAGCUUGUCGAGACCGGCUCAUGGAAGGAUGUCCCGACUGCCUCCUCCCCUGACGGCGGAAGAUACUUCGUUUUGGGAUUGAAGGAGAUUGAGGAGGGAACUAGCCCUCUUGGCCACACCUACAUUCACUUCCAACAUUGCUACAAGCAGCAAGGUGGCUGGGCUGAGGCCCUGUCCCGUUACCCUCGCGGAAACGGCACACUCCUCGACUUGGAAUUCUUGGCCGAUGACUCCGGUCGCCGGGUGGCAGCUUUUGGCUUCCACGCUGGUUUCGCAGGUGCCGCGCUUGCGAUCUCAAACUGGGCCUGGCAGCUCACUCACCCUGGCGAGCCCUACCCCAGCGUCGAGAGCUACCCCAACGAGGAUGCUCUGAUCGCAGACGUGAAGAAGGCGCUGGCCGAGGGUGUUGCCAAGGCAGGCUACACCCCGCGUGUCAUGGUCAUCGGAGCCCUUGGCCGUUGCGGACGUGGCGCAGUUGCCAUGGCCGAGAAGGCUGGUAUCGCAGAUAUCUUGAAGUGGGAUAUCCAGGAGACAACCGCUCCUGAGCGCAAGGGAAAGACCUUCCCGGAGAUUGUUGAGUCUGACAUCUUCGUCAACUGCAUCUACCUCAACCAACCCGUUGGCCACUUCGUCAACCACGAGUCUCUGAAGGCUCCUGGUCGCAAGCUGAGCGUUGUUUGCGACGUUAGUGCUGAUACCACCAACCCCCACAACCCUAUCCCCAUCUACACCGUCGCCACUACGUUCGACAAGCCUACGGUCCCCGUUGAGGGCUACGACAACCCGCCCCUGAGCGUCAUCAGCAUCGACCACCUGCCUAGUCUGCUGCCCCGUGAGGCUUCCGAGGCCUUCAGCAAUGACCUGCUGCCUACUCUCCUGGAACUCAAGAACUGGCGCUCCAACCCGGUCUGGGUCCGCGCUACCAAGCUCUUCGAGGAGAAGGUUGCCACUCUUCCCGCCGAGUCCCUGGAGAACAAGGCCUAG
Molecule: messenger RNA, 1167 nt
Organism: Colletotrichum aenigma
Lineage: Eukaryota; Fungi; Ascomycota; Sordariomycetes; Glomerellales; Glomerellaceae
Product: Saccharopine dehydrogenase
Exons: 7
Coding region: 1-1167 (388 amino acids)
Cellular component (GO): cytoplasm
Molecular function (GO): saccharopine dehydrogenase (NAD+, L-lysine-forming) activity
Source: RefSeq, a predicted model, not a curated record